AUGACCGGAAAAUAUUUUAUAGAGGAAAAAUUGCUGACCCCAGAACAAAAGAAAUUGUUUGAAAAGCACAAUAAUGAAAGUGCAAAAGGUUUAACUUUUUAUUUAGAAAACGGGCAAGAACCAAUAAGGUUAACUUAUCGGGAUGCUCGCCGAUUUGGGGGCUUCCGUCUACAAACUUUUGAGGACUACAAAAAAACGGAGCCUUACUCAAAUAUCGGAACCGAUUUGCUGGAUGAAAAGGUGGAUGCUGAAUUAUUAUUCAAACAUUAUCAAAAACGCAAAAUUCCCAUUAAAAAUGCUUUAUUAGAGCAAAAAAUAAUUAGCGGAAUUGGUAAUAUUUACGCUUCAGAAAUACUUUUUGACACUAAAAUUCAUCCUUUAAAAAAAACCAACCAACUUACUGAAUCAGAAGUAAAAAAUAUAAUUUGUUCGGCUCAAAUUAUUUUAAGAGAGGCUUUAAAACGAGGAGGAACUUCGGAAUUUGAUUUUGUUAAUCCUUUAAGCAAAGAAGGCUCUUAUCAAAAUAGAUUGAAAGUCUAUAAUCGAAAAGGAAAACCUUGCCAUAACAAUUGUGGAAGUUUAAUUGAAAAACUAGAAAUUAACCAAGAAAAAUCCGCUGAAAAAAAACCGAAAGAACGAAGCACUUUUUUUUGCCCGCAAUGUCAAAAAAAAUCCGACCCGGAUUAA
Messenger RNA from Racocetra persica, 687 nucleotides. The record is from the annotation of a GenBank genome assembly. NCBI's taxonomy places the organism in Eukaryota, Fungi, Glomeromycota, Glomeromycetes, Diversisporales, Gigasporaceae.